This is a messenger RNA of Spirometra erinaceieuropaei, 823 nucleotides long. Lineage: Eukaryota; Metazoa; Platyhelminthes; Cestoda; Diphyllobothriidea; Diphyllobothriidae. The record is from the annotation of a GenBank genome assembly.
AUGCAGCUCGAUGUCGCUGGCCCUUUGCUUCGAUCCAAUGAUUUCGCUCACCUCCUUACCUGCGUCGAUCGGCACAUCCGUGCGGCUGGCGCCAUCUCAUCGCCAAAUGAUGAGGUGAACACCAUUUUCAAGGCCUCUCUCAAUUGUGAGAUUGCCGUUUUUGGUGUCUCAUCCACGGUUAAGUCUGAUCAAUGAGCCCAGUUCGAGUCUGCCCCUUUCCAAACCCUCCUCAACGUUCCUGGCUGCAAGAGCAUUCUGAAGACGGCUCACAAUCCAGCUGCCAACGUCAUAGUUGAGGUCUUCCACCGUCAGCCAAACACCGCCCUGCGUGCCACGGAGUACCCAUCCAACUGGUCUAAUAACCUGUUCACUGUACUCCUUGGCAAUCGUUCGGCACUGAAGUCGGAUCUAGAUUGUAGCAUCGUCGAAUUGGUGUUUAGCACUACUUUCGGACUGCCUGGCGAGAUGGUUACCCCAACCUCUCAUGGUGCUGACGAGAGCCUUGACAAUUUUGUUUAUCGUUCGUGGCAAUUCAUGCUCGCACUUUCCAAGUUCCGCCUCGAAGUCCACCGACUGAGUUUUUUGUUUAAAAGGCUUGGCCAACUGCACCCGAGUGUUUGUUCGGAGGGCUGGUGUCCAAAAGCCGCUGAAGUCACCCUACCAAGGACCGAUCCGCGUGCUCUCACUCAGUGCUAAAACCGGCCGCGCCCAUCGUGGUGACAAGGAGGACAUAGUCAGUGUCGAUCGGGUCAAGGCUGCUGUUGCAGAGGGGCCGUCGGACCUGGUCCAUGGACAACACUGCGCUAACCUCCUCUUCCCGUGA